UUCCUCACUAUUGGCAAUGACGUUUUGAUGUAAGUGACUACAAUGAGAGUGUAAACGAUUAAAUGGAUGGCUCAGAAAGCCGAUACAUUACAGCGACUGUUAUGGUCAGGUGAAUAUAAAAUACUCGAAGAUGAAGUGCUUGCAGAGGGGGAGUUUCUUGAGUUUGAAACAGAUCAUGUGCGCAGACUAGUACUUCUCGGAAUGACAGCAAACAAUUUAAUCAUCGCAAAAAGACACAUUACAAAUUAUAAACAUGAUCCAGAAGUUUAUUACCUUACUGAUGUUGACCUUGAUCUAGACGGCCUUGAAGUGUCUUCUGUUUUGCCAGUAUGUCUGAUUGGAUUGGAUAGUUCAUGUUAUAGAUAUGAACUUAUUAUACGUGUUUUGGAGAGGACAAGGUAUUACGAGCUCACAAACACGCACAUCAAUGGGGAUAUAGAACAAACCUGGAAAGCAUGGUUAGAGCGCAUUCUUUACUUAAAAGAAGAUCCUGACGGUUACAUCAGGGCACAGUGUGAACAAUAUGAAAUUCCAUAUCCGGAUUACUACGUCAUAUACGAAAAAUCGCCUGUUGAACCUGCAGACGACACUUUGAUUUGGAAAUUACUAGAUCUAGACGCUGUUGAAAUGUUAGAAACAGCGUUAAAAAAGAGACAGAUUUUACCAGAGAAAAGGGCUAACAAGAAAUCUGUUAAAGAGUGGAGAAAGAAUUCUGACCAGAAAUGUUUUUGUUGAUUAAGGAGAUUAGAAAUAAAAAGGGUAAAACGGUA
This is a messenger RNA of Ruditapes philippinarum (Manila clam), 770 nucleotides long. RefSeq lists its product as uncharacterized. The coding region runs from base 67 to 735 and encodes 222 amino acids. The transcript is spliced from 3 exons. Lineage: Eukaryota; Metazoa; Mollusca; Bivalvia; Venerida; Veneridae. The record is from RefSeq and is a predicted model, not a curated record.